Messenger RNA from Mirounga angustirostris (Northern elephant seal), 2094 nucleotides. RefSeq names its product methylenetetrahydrofolate dehydrogenase (NADP+ dependent) 2, methenyltetrahydrofolate cyclohydrolase (gene MTHFD2). Gene Ontology annotation, molecular function: methylenetetrahydrofolate dehydrogenase (NADP+) activity; methenyltetrahydrofolate cyclohydrolase activity; methylenetetrahydrofolate dehydrogenase (NAD+) activity. Gene Ontology annotation, biological process: tetrahydrofolate interconversion. Lineage: Eukaryota; Metazoa; Chordata; Mammalia; Carnivora; Phocidae. The coding region runs from base 59 to 1111 and encodes 350 amino acids. The transcript has 8 exons. Gene Ontology annotation, cellular component: mitochondrion. The record is from RefSeq and is a predicted model, not a curated record.
GUAUAACUGCACGGCCCGCGCGCGCGCUUCUCCCCUGGCGCGGACCUUGGCGCGGGUGAUGGCUGCUGUUUCCGUCGUGUCCACGUUGGCCACCCGGCUGCUCCGGCCCGCGCAGAGCUGCCGCCUCCGUCAUCGCCCCUUCCACGUCUCGGUAGUUCGAAAUGAAGCCGUUGUCAUUUCUGGAAGGAAGCUGGCCCAGCAGAUCAAGCGGGAAGUGUGGCAGGAGGUGGAAGAAUGGGUGGCUUCGGGCAACAAGCGGCCGCACCUGAGUGUGGUUCUGGUGGGCGAGAAUCCUGCAAGUCACUCCUACGUCCUCAACAAAACCCGGGCCGCUGCAGAAGUGGGAAUCAACAGUGAGACAAUUGUGAAACCAGCUUCAAUUUCAGAGGAAGAACUGUUGAAUUUAAUCAAUAAACUAAAUAAUGAUGAUAAUGUAGAUGGCCUCCUUGUUCAGCUGCCUCUUCCAGAGCACAUCGACGAGCGAAAGAUCUGCAACGCUGUUUCCCCAGACAAGGAUGUUGAUGGCUUUCAUGUCAUUAACGUAGGGCGAAUGUGUCUGGACCAGUACUCCAUGUUACCGGCUACCCCAUGGGGUGUCUGGGAAAUAAUUAAGCGAACUGGCAUUCCAACCCUAGGGAAGAAUGUGGUUGUGGCUGGGAGGUCAAAAAAUGUUGGAAUGCCCAUUGCCAUGCUGCUCCACACAGAUGGGGCGCACGAACGUCCUGGAGGUGACGCCACUGUGACAAUAUCUCAUCGAUACACCCCCAAAGAGCAACUGAAGAAGCACACAGUUCUUGCAGACAUUGUGGUCUCUGCUGCAGGCAUUCCAAGUCUGAUCACAGCAGAUAUGAUCAAGGAGGGAGCUGCAGUCAUCGAUGUGGGAAUAAACAGAGUUCAAGAUCCCAUCACAGCUAAACCCAAGUUAGUUGGAGAUGUGGACUUUGAAGGAGUCAAAAAGAAAGCCGGUUACAUCACUCCAGUCCCUGGGGGUGUUGGUCCCAUGACAGUGGCAAUGCUGAUGAAGAAUACCAUUAUUGCCGCAAAAAAGGUGCUGAGGCUUGAAGAGCGGGAAGUAUUGAAGCCUAAGGAGCGUGGAGUAGCAACCAAUUAACUGUUGUGUCGUCUGUCACGAACACCACUCCAAGCCGGUCAGAGAGGCGGAACAGGCCAAUAGAAAUGCAAUAUUUUUUAUUUAUUUUACUGAAAUGGUUUAAAAUGAUGCUUUUUGUAUUUAUUGAAAGCAGAAAUGGCGGGGGGCUGCCGGUGCACAUGGCUCUGCCGUGCCUCCUGCUGGGUCGUGGGAGCCGGCCAAGGGAAGCCGUUCACCUGGUGGUGAUGAACGUGGAGGACAUCGUCCCAUUGAGAGCGGGUGCUUAACUGGGUGAAGCCACUUCAGUUAAAAUCUGCCUUUUCUAGGAUUGCAUUUCCUAAGUGCUAUUUCAAUAAGAGUUGAUACUCACUUUAGGUUCCAAGCCUUUUGAGUUCAACUGGUCAAACCAAAGGAAAAAUGUUGCUAGAGAAAAUUAGGGAAAAAGUCAAAAGGAAGAAAUGAUAAUUGAGUAGAAAAAAACAUUACUGUAACUUACAUUCCUAUGGUAUGUAAAACUAAUUGUGAAUGGUGUCCUGAGCUGUCAUUCCGUGGCUUAGUCAUUGGGAAAAUAUUUAGGGUAGUUCCGCAUCAGUCCUCGUCCCACGUGUAUUAUAUUCACGAGGCUUUCCCAUUUUCCUCUAGGAUUGAAAGGCUUAUUUUAUUUUAUAGAUUAUUUGUGUGUGUUGUCAUAUUUGGCUUUUCCUCUAUCCUUAAACUUCACUGUUAUAUCUUUGUACUCUUGGGGGUGUCUGUAUGGUUUCCUUGGGAUAUCUUGAAACCUAUUUUUGAAAAACAAAACUUGGGCUUGAUAAUCAUUAGGAUUAGGGCAGCUUGUUUAAGUAUGAACUUACUUUUCCACCAAAGACUUGUCAGCAGCUGCCUGCUUUUCUCAGAUGUAUUUGUUGACUUUCCCCAAUGGGUUUUUGAGAACUUGAGUUCACAUUGAAUUUAAUCAGACUUUCUGAUUAAAAGGGUUUUUUUUGUGUGUUUCACCUUUUUUUUUU